Messenger RNA from Mus musculus (house mouse), 3396 nucleotides. RefSeq names its product transmembrane protease, serine 13 (gene Tmprss13). Gene Ontology annotation, cellular component: cytoplasm; membrane; plasma membrane. Gene Ontology annotation, biological process: proteolysis. NCBI's taxonomy places the organism in Eukaryota, Metazoa, Chordata, Mammalia, Rodentia, Muridae. Gene Ontology annotation, molecular function: serine-type endopeptidase activity. The transcript has 14 exons. Bases 148 to 1833 code for a protein of 561 amino acids. The record is from RefSeq and is a predicted model, not a curated record.
ACACGUCCCACCGACUUCCCCGCCCCAUCUGCUGAGGGCCGGCCCUCGGCCCUCAGCCUCCUUUUCCCCACACGCUGGGGGACUGGGGGCCAACAUGGAUCUUACCCUCGACAUCAGCUGAGCCUGGAAGAAGCAUUCUCUUACACCAUGGACAGAGGCAGCCACCGGAAUUCUUCUCCAGCAAGGACACCUCCCCAGGCUUCCCCAGCAAGGACAUCUCCAGCAAGGGCACCUCCUCAGGCCUCUCCAGCAAGGACACCUCCUCAGGCCUCUCCAACAAGGACACCUCCUCAGGCCUCUCCAGCAAGGGCACCUCCUCCUCAGGCUUCCCCAGCCCGGGCAUCUCCAGCCCGGGCAUCUCUAGCCAGGGCACCACCUUCCAGGUCAUCAUCGGGCAGAUCAUCAUCUGCCAGGUCAGCCUCCACGACAUCCUCCCCAACGAGAGUGUACCUUGUUAGAGCAACACCAGUGGGGGCUGUCCCCAUCCGGGCAUCUCCUGCCAGGUCAGCACCAGCCACCAGGGCCACCAGGGAGAGCCCAGGUCUCAGUUUCCCCAAGUUCUCCUGGCAGGAGACCCAGAGGCAGCUGCCACUCAUCGGGUGUGUCAUCCUUCUCAUCAGCCUGGUGAUCUCACUCAUCCUUCUCUAUGGGGGACGGGAGACCCAGAGUCCAAGAGGGACUGCAGUCUACUUCUGGAGAGGCCACACAGGGAUCAAGUACAAAGAGCCACUGGAGAGUUGCCCUAUCCACGCAGUUCGCUGUGAUGGAGUGGUGGACUGCAAAAUGAAGAGCGAUGAGCUGGGCUGUGUCAGGUUCGACUGGGACAAGUCCCUCCUGAAAGUCUACUCUGGGUCUUCUGGCGAGUGGCUUCCUGUCUGCAGCAGCAGCUGGAACGACACUGACUCCAAGAGGACCUGCCAGCAGCUGGGAUUUGACAGCGCUUACCGAACAACUGAGGUAGCCCACAGGGACAUCACCAGCAGCUUCUUACUCUCCGAAUACAACACCACCAUCCAGGAAAGCCUCUAUAGGUCGCAAUGUCCUUCCCGGCGGUAUGUCUCCCUCCAGUGUUCCCACUGUGGUUUGAGAGCUAUGACCGGGCGGAUCGUGGGAGGGGCUCUGACCUCGGAGAGCAAGUGGCCCUGGCAAGUUAGCCUGCACUUCGGCACCACCCACAUCUGUGGGGGCACACUCAUCGAUGCCCAGUGGGUGCUCACCGCUGCCCACUGUUUCUUUGUGACCCGGGAGAAGCUGCUGGAGGGGUGGAAGGUGUAUGCAGGCACCAGCAACUUGCACCAGCUGCCCGAGGCUGCCUCUAUCUCCCAGAUCAUCAUCAACGGCAACUACACAGAUGAACAGGAUGACUAUGACAUUGCCCUCAUCAGGCUGUCCAAGCCCCUGACCCUGUCAGCUCACAUCCACCCUGCCUGCCUCCCCAUGCAUGGUCAGACCUUCGGCCUCAAUGAGACCUGUUGGAUCACGGGCUUUGGCAAAACCAAGGAGACAGAUGAGAAGACAUCUCCCUUCCUCCGAGAGGUUCAGGUCAACCUCAUUGACUUCAAGAAGUGCAAUGACUACUUGGUCUAUGACAGCUACCUUACCCCAAGGAUGAUGUGUGCCGGGGAUCUACGAGGAGGGAGGGACUCCUGCCAGGGAGACAGUGGAGGACCUCUCGUCUGUGAGCAGAACAAUCGCUGGUACCUGGCAGGUGUCACCAGCUGGGGCACAGGCUGUGGCCAGAAAAACAAGCCUGGUGUGUACACCAAAGUGACAGAAGUACUUCCCUGGAUUUACAGAAAGAUGGAGAGUGAGGUACGAUUCCGGAAAUCUUAACCAUGUCCUCCUCACGUUGCUGACUGCUAUGAAGAUCCUGGGCACAGGGAUGGGCCAUUUGCAGCAUCUGGACCAGUGACCACCAGGCACCUUUGUUUCUUCCACCUCUGCUGUCUGCUGUCUCUGGGAGAGUGUGUAUGUGGUGUGUAUGUGUUUGCAUCGUGUGUGUGUGUGUGUGUGUGUGUGUGUGUGUGUGUGUGUGUGUGUGGUGUGGUAUGUUACUAUUAUAAAUUCUUCAGAAAACAGGAAAACUCAGCUCUUCUCAGAAUCCCAGGCUGGAGAUCUGGAGUUAAGAGUUUGGGCACCAGGUGUGUUCCUACGAGUCCAUAAGUGUGAAGGUGGAGCCAAAAAUGAGCCUGGGCAGGACUUGGAACAUGACAACAGCAGUUGUCGCUCUUCUGACUCUGACUUGAAGGCCAGCCAGGAUUGGUCAGACACCCAACAGCCAGUAACACCAUUGCUGUGCUGGGACAGCAGCAAGUUUUGUCAGGGGCUGUCUUGUCGGUGCCCGGACCAUCUGUCCUCCGUGGAAAACCUUUACCAUCUGUGAGCAAGCAUCCGGCCCUCUCUGUCACUUGCAGCUGCUGUGGGCUCCAGAGCUGGGCUCUGCUGUAGCUGCCCAUCUCUAGGUAAUGACUGUGACUCAGGCUUGCUGUGCCUUUGGUCACAAGCUGUUGGGAUGAAUUUUAUUUUUAUAUUUAAAAUAUAGAAAUAGAUGUAACUUUAAGGCGUCUCCAAAAAUCCUAGGGACCUUGGGAGGUUUUUUUUUUUUUUUUUUUUUUUUUUACAUGAAUUACUUCAUGAACUCCAAGGGACCCAUGGGAGUUGCAGCAUCCUAUAAUAUAUUAUACCACUGAAGCAUCCUGUGAUAUAUUACUGGCUUCAUGAAAUCAGGUGAAGUGCCUUGAUGAAAUCCUCAGGACAGACACCUCCAGGUCAGUGGAGAGACUAGGGACCUUUGAAAUACUCAGGGAAGAAAACCCUCCUUUGGGUUGACAGAAAAAUCCAGUGCAUACUGGUCUAGCCUCCAAGGACUAUAGCCAGCCAGAAGAAAUAAAGAUGUGUGUGCUGCCCUGGUUCGCCUCCUGGGACCUCUGAGGAAGUCCACACAUACAGCAUCGUUUACACCCAAGGGCUGACAAUGAAGUCUGCUUCUGUCAUCCUUCAUCUUUUGACUUUGUACUGACUUAAAAGGCCAUGAAGAGAAUGCAAGACCUGUCCUCAGAACUUCUAAACAGCCCUUGUGAGUGGCCUCAGUUGGCCAUUCUCCUGGUCUUCCCUGGGCCUUUUCUCUUGGUUACCUGUUGUUACUCAGCUCCACUCUCUUCAGCCUUCCUUGGGCCUACCAGACUUCUGUGAUACUGAGUCUCGGAGGCAAGUUCAAGGAGAUCAGACCAGCUCAGGACAGCUCAGGCAAGCUGGAGGUCACUGGAGUGGUUGGGCAGCAUCAGACAGGGCUGAGACACAAGGGAAUCUCUUCAAGGCUGGGAAGGAGGCGGGCAGCAUCCAUGUGUGCAGAAGAUCCCAGCAAUGAGCUUCCAUAAUAAAAUCGUGUGGCACAAA